Messenger RNA from Pecten maximus, 1101 nucleotides. Its product is annotated as pre-mRNA-splicing factor 38B-like. The coding region runs from base 1 to 1101 and encodes 366 amino acids. NCBI's taxonomy places the organism in Eukaryota, Metazoa, Mollusca, Bivalvia, Pectinida, Pectinidae. The transcript is spliced from 4 exons. The record is from RefSeq and is a predicted model, not a curated record.
AUGGGGUUUCUUGGACGAGGGAGGGGGUCAACCCAUGCUGUCAAGCGAGAGGGAGGAAUCCAUGCAUCAUCGCGGAAGUCGAAUAGCGGUGACCACAGUGGAUCGAAGCGAGAUCAACACGGACGAUCGGGACGUAGCAAUAGCCGAGAACGCUCAUCGCACAGUCGAGACCGUCGUAGAAGUCGGGAUCGAUCGCGAUCACCGUUAAGAACACAGUAUUCCAAAGAUAUACCAGCCACUGAAUCUUUACGCAUUACAGUGGGUAAUGACAUCUACAAAGAAAAGUCCAGGAGUCCAUUGUCAGGAAGACUUGGUCCCCCAGUUGACCGUUCCCCAUAUGAUGAGUCUCCAAGUGAUCGUCGGAAAUCAAACUCGGAUAAUUUCAAUAGGUUUGAUAAUUAUGACCAAGAGGCCAAAUACUAUGACCAGGGAAACCGAAGACGCGACUAUGAUCAAGUAAUGGGAAGAAGUGGAGGGUAUGAUUCUAAUAGACAAAGAAGUAGAGAAUACUCAAGUGACCGAUAUGACGAACGGAACAAGGAUUUUAACAGAGAAACACGAGGCAGAAUUGACAAAUACAGUGGAGAUGACAGGUACAAAGAUGACAUGGAUCGUAGGAGAGGAAGUAGUAUUGACAGAAGAGAUAACAACAGAGCACCAAAACCUUUAAAAUCAAUUUUGAAAAAGAAGGGACCAGCAGAAGAAACCUUACCAGGUCUGGUCACAAAUCCAGUAUCAAGAGAAGAGAAGAAUUUGUUUCCUAUCAUGCGACCUGCAGAUAUUAAUCAAGAUAUAGAUUCAAGGACCCAACAGAGCACUGAAAAUACCACUCGAGGUCCUCCUUUUGACAAUCACCAAUCAAGAUCUGAGGGUAGAGGAAACUCUAGGUCUGGAUUACCAGGGAUGUCAUCUUACAUGGAUAUUGAGGAUGAGGAGAAAUUCUUGUAUGGUGAUGAUGACCAUGACUUAGAGAAAGGUAAUUCAAACAACAAGCCUGGCUCAAGACCCUCAAUAGAGUCCAAAUCUAGAUCAGAAGAUGCUUUUUACUCUGGAUCAAAGAAGUCAUUUAGAUUCUCGCUUUAUGGAUCAUCAAAUAGCUGA